GUCUACCACUCUUUCAUUCACAGACUUCCAACGUAUCUUCUUCCGUUGUUACUGUCAGAGUACAAGCUGAGGUCUCAGAAAGAAGAAACCAAGCGUAGUCGUUCAAGAUCCGGUCUACUACAGCUGUGAACGGGCCAGUCCUUGAUACACUAUCUCUUGACAGGGACUACGAGACAUGAAGACCUAGUCAAGCAGAGUCAUUAUUCACCGGGACGGCAUAAUGGCAGUGAAUUCGCAACAAGGAGCCAAUCCCGCUGAAUUUGUCUUUCCGAGAAGUUACAACUUUCCGCCAUUUUUCAGUCCCCAGCCGAACGCUUUGACCCUACAAGCCCAGCUCAAGAAGUGGUCGUUAUUCCUACAAAGAUACUGCAAGCAUCAUCACAUCUUCAAACUCACAAUCAUCGAGGCACUUGAUACUCCUCUGUUCCACAAUUCAACACUGAAGAAGCGUCUGAGUCUCAAAGAUGCUAAAGCAGUAAUCGAUUACAUGGCUAGCAAGGAAGGCGAUGAGCGGGCAGAAUGGCUUGGAUCAGAGAAGUCCGAAGCCUGGAUAUGGUGGCGCAAGCCUGAGGAAUGGGCCACUCUCAUUGCCACCUGGGUCGAGGAUACAGGUCAGAAGGGGACAGUCUUGACGCUAUAUGAACUCGUCGAAGGGGAAGCCACAGAGAAACAAGAAUUUCAUGGGUUAGAUAUGGACGUUCUUCGCAAGAGCCUCAACACGUUGGUGAAGAAGGGAAAAGCCCAAGUAUUCGGCACGGGGGAUCAGCAAGGUGUUAAGUUCUUCUAAGCCAGCAUCUCCUGACCAACAAGCAGCAACUCCAAUUGUGGCGAACUGCAAUGCAUCGCUAAAUUGAAGCCACAUACAACCACCGGAUCGACGCUUUCAUGCAAGCUCGUAUUCCUUGAUUGAGAGCACUUGCUGAGACAUUGCACUCUCCAACAUCCAAUCCGCUGCGACUAUCCGAGGGGCCUUACGACUCCCUUCGGCCAUCUCUUUGAAGCGAUUCCAUAACGAUUUCUGCUGGGUGCGGUCCUCCUCACUACUCAGAAGGUAGACUUCAAUAUUCGCAUCAGCGUCGACACCUUCGCUGUCGGCUCGACCAGACGGUACUGUUGUGCCUUUCCGACCACGCCACAGCAUGCAGCGUCCACCGUUGGCUUCCACGAUAGUUUUGAACGUCUCAAAGCCACCGCGAAUGUUUUCCAUGCAGUAAAUCCACCGGCCUCGAAGGAGCUGGUUGUCGUUGCUUUUGGCUCGUUCUCGGGACGACUGAA
Messenger RNA from Exophiala viscosa, 1275 nucleotides. RefSeq names its product WNK lysine deficient protein kinase. Gene Ontology annotation, biological process: protein transport to vacuole involved in ubiquitin-dependent protein catabolic process via the multivesicular body sorting pathway. Gene Ontology annotation, molecular function: protein homodimerization activity; structural molecule activity. NCBI's taxonomy places the organism in Eukaryota, Fungi, Ascomycota, Eurotiomycetes, Chaetothyriales, Herpotrichiellaceae. Bases 221 to 787 code for a protein of 188 amino acids. The record is from RefSeq and is a predicted model, not a curated record. Gene Ontology annotation, cellular component: ESCRT II complex. The transcript has a single exon.